Mustela lutreola (European mink) is the source of this 2346-nucleotide messenger RNA. It is a transcript of the gene SFT2D1, whose product is annotated as SFT2 domain containing 1. Bases 94 to 504 code for a protein of 136 amino acids. The record is from RefSeq and is a predicted model, not a curated record. Gene Ontology annotation, biological process: vesicle-mediated transport. The transcript is spliced from 5 exons. Lineage: Eukaryota; Metazoa; Chordata; Mammalia; Carnivora; Mustelidae. Gene Ontology annotation, cellular component: membrane.
CCGGAUGUCCGGUCACGUGGGGCGCCGGGUUCCGGGUUCCGGGAGGGCGCGGGGUCCAGCGAGCGGGGCCGCCAGUGCGCGGGGAGCAGCGCCAUGGAGAAGCUGCGGCGGGUCCUGAGCGGCCAGGACGACGAGGAGCAGGGCCUGACGGCGCAGGUCCUGGACGCCUCGUCCCUCAGCUUCAACACCAGGCUGAAGUGGUUCGCCAUCUGCUUCGUAUGCGGCAUUUUCUUCUCUGUCCUGGGGACCGGAUUGCUGUGGCUUCCUGGUGGCAUAAAGCUGUUUGCGGUGUUUUAUACCUUUGGAAAUCUCGCUGCGCUCGCCAGUACCUGCUUUCUGAUGGGACCCGUGAAGCAGCUGAAGAAGAUGUUUGAGACAACGAGAUUGCUCGCAACAAUUAUUAUGCUUGCUGUGUGUUCAGGAGUCGAGGAUCCAGCGUUACUUACAUCGACUGACUUGCGCAGUGCUCCUUUCUGCCGCAUGUACCUACCGUCGGAGCUCUGAGUGUUGAACGUGGAGGUGGUCCUUUCCCAGCCCCAGAAAGCGCCUCAUGACAGAGGCCCCUGUGUGCUCUUCGGAGGGGGUGGCUGGGACACAGGGCUCCCCGGAGGCGGUUCGUCUCUUCUCUCAGGGACGCUAGGCUUCAUCCAGGUAGCCGUCGUCUGGCUUCUGUCCCUUCCCCGUGUGACUGUUGUAGUCCCGGCAGCGCGGCCUGAGCCAUGCCUUUCAGGAUGCCAUUCAUCACCUGCUGGGUCUCGUGCGUGGCCGUCAGGUCCUUGCUCUUAAAUUCGGGAUCUGUGUUUAAACCGGGGCAGGCAUGGGCUUGUGGUUAGGUUUGCAUGUCACGCAUUCUGGGUUCUUGGCUGAUGUUUUGGGUAUCGUGGGCCAAGGAAUGCAAGUGUCCCUCUCUCCAGUGAGCGCCCGGCUCCUGAUGGGCUUGUCUGUGUCUCUUGAAGAUUUCUCUUCAGCACGUUCUUGAACUUAGGAGUUAGCAUCAGCUCGUGUGUCCUUGUAACGCCAGGAGGCUUUGAAACAGCUCCUGCUGGCAGAUGUGUGGUCAGGGAAUGGUUUCCGCCCUAACGCGUGGGAGGCUCGGCAGCAGAGGAAAGGAAAUAAAUCCUUUUUAGCUGGACUCUUCAUUCAUGUCCUUCUUCCGCUUCAUCAUAUUUUAUUACCGUUUUUCUAAUUUUUCCAGUUAUUUUUCAUUUCCUGUAUUCACAUGCAUAGCAGCAUAUUAGUAUUCAGCUUUGUGUGGGUUACCGAAGCCAGUGCUGUUAGACGAGGAGACGUUUGUAUUUUACUCGGGGUUUGUGGAGAUGGGCUUUGUUCCGGAUCUCCUGGAAGCCGUCUUAGUGACGUUCUCUACGCAGAUAAGCAGACGAUUGGGAAGGCCGUCAGACAUUCAGAAACACAGACUGUUUCCCAGGAGAGACCAUUAAGUGUUAACAGGACGUAACUUUGGUGGUGGCCUGAGUCAUGACGUUUCCAGCCGAGUGUCCUGCGUGCUCAGGUUUGCUGCUGACGUAACUCGUGCCAAGUCGGACAGUGACGCGGCGACUGGCACCUGCCUGUCUUCUCAGUGCCCCCCUCACGUGGGCCCACGACAGGUUCUGAUCCGCUCACCGCCGUCGCGCUCUAGAGCAGCUCGGCGGACGCCGUCCUCAUUUUCAAGAGCAGAGAAGUGAAGGUGAGAGCAGACGACUGAUUGAUCACCCAGAGGGUCAGGGCUGCUAUGUCACGCAGGCCUGUGCCUGUCAGCCUCCUGCUUGUCACCGUUGCUGUCACUCCUCUGCCUCCUGGAGGGACACGGGGACAUGGAGUGAUGGUGUCAUCUUUGGUGUGAAAAUCGUUACAGUAGAUGCCUUAUGUCAAGUUAAAUAAAGUAGAAUUUUCCAGGUGUUCCCGGUUGUGCUAAGUGCCUGUUGCAGUACUCGGUCACUAAACAGUGACGUCAGCCCUCGCCAGAACAGCCGUCAUCCAGGGAUGAAGAGCCGGGCUGUCGUGAUGAGCACCGAGUCGUGCGUGCCAGUGUCGAACCCCUGUCCCGUACACCCGAAGCUGGUGGAACAUGGGAUGUUAGUUACAUAAGACUUAAAAGAAGUGAAAAACCAGCAGCUGGUCUCCGUCCUCAAACGUCCCGUCUGCUGGUUUGAUCAGUGGCUACUUACUCGGUGCUGGUGGUUUGCCCAGGAUCGCUGCGGCCCAGACGGGAAGUCCCGGACUCGGCCCUGAGUCCGUACAGCCGGAGCGGCCGUGUCCUGGGUUCGGUCCUCGCUUCGUGACGCGUGCCAGCGAGUGCAGGUCAGCUCUCGGAAGGGCUCUCACUUGCUGUUUUUCUCUCCUUUC